Molecule: messenger RNA, 8028 nt
Organism: Prinia subflava (tawny-flanked prinia)
Lineage: Eukaryota; Metazoa; Chordata; Aves; Passeriformes; Cisticolidae
Product: ATP-binding cassette sub-family C member 6-like
Exons: 32
Coding region: 690-5021 (1443 amino acids)
Biological process (GO): transmembrane transport
Cellular component (GO): membrane
Molecular function (GO): ATP hydrolysis activity; ATP binding; ABC-type transporter activity
Source: RefSeq, a predicted model, not a curated record
CAUGCUAACUUUGUGAAAAGAAUAAAGAACGUCUCCUUUCUACAAUGCCCUCAGUGUCAGUGCUCCGAGAGCUCCUGUAAUCGGCCGGGGCGGGCUCCGCCUCGCAGCGCGCUGCCGCCGCCGGGGCCGGACUUUGGCCGCAGCGGGACGGGCCGGAGGGCGCCGGACGGGGCUGUUCGCUGGUGCCCCACGGAGCGAUCGGAGCUCUGCCCGGCAAGGGAACGCCGCCGGCACCAGCCGAGGGUGCCGGGCCGAGGGUGCCGGGCAGAGGUUCCCGGGCUGAGAGUGCCGGGCGGAGCGCCCAUGGGUGCGGGCACCGCGCUGUGCGCGCCCCGGGGGCUGCCGUGGCGCGGACUUCGCCUCCCCGGGACGAGUGCUGGCCCGCAGGCCGAACACACCGCUAAGCUGCAGUAAAUGCCAUGAGCUGCGAGUGAGGACGCAGCCCGGAGCCACUACAGAAAUACCUUUAAAAGGGCUCUAGUGAGGCGAUCAGUCCGGGCUCGCAAGGAUUUCCAUUCCCUAAGUUGACAAACUCCCGUCAUAGUCUGCAAGACUGGAACCAGACAUGGCACGGACUGCCCUGGUGCUUCGAGAGCUCCAUCACUGCCUGGAUCCCUUGUGCCUAUCUUUGGAUCUGUUUUCCUUUCUACUACUGGUACCUCCGACACAGAAACAAAGGCUACAUCAGGAUGUCCCACAUCUUCAAAGCCAAAAUGGCCCUUGGAUUCAUCCUGGUGAUACUGUGUUUUUCUAACGUCUUCUUCAUGGUGUGGGAGAAAAGCCAAGGAAUCCCACGGACCACAGCAUUCUUCAUUAGCCCUGCUGUGGUGGGAGUCACAAUGGUGCUUGCCUUGUUCCUUACCCAAGCAGAAAGAAUGAUGGGCAUCCAGUCUUCAGGAGUCCUAUUGAUUUACUGGCUGCUCUCAUUUGUGGCUGCACUUGUGAUGUUUAGUUCCAAAAUUCAGCAUGCCCUGGAAAGAGGCUUCCUGGAAGACCAUUUCCACCAUGUUACAACUUACCUUUAUGCUGGCCUGGUGCUAGGAGAAGUUGUGUUAUUCUGUUUAGUUGAUCACCCUCCCUUCUUCUCUAAAGCUGACAACAAUCCUAAUCAGUGCCCAGAAGCCAGCAGCUCUUUUCUUUCCAAAAUCACAUACUGGUGGUUCUCUGGGCUCCUCUGGAAAGGCUCUCAGCAGCCCCUGGGGCUGGAUGACCUGUGGGCAGUGAGGAAACAGGACUCCUCUGAAGAAAUUGUUGCCUGGGCAGAAAGAGAGUGGAGGAAGUGUCAGAGCAGGACCCAGCAGAAAAUGGAGUCUGCUACAUUUAAAAAGAGUCAGAAAACUGAAAGUGGCAUAGCAGAAGCUGAAGAGACAGAGGCUCUACUGCAAUCAAAGCACAGUCAGAGCGGGCCCUUACUGAGAAUGUUUUGGAGCAUGUUUGGAACUUACUUCCUUCUCAGCACUGUCUGCUUAGUUAUCUGUGAUGUCUUCUUGUUCUCCACCCCGAAGGUGUUGAGCCUUUUCCUGAAGUUCAUGGAAGAUGAGGCAGCCCCGAGCUGGCUGGGCUAUUUCUGUGCCUUCAGCAUGUUCCUGCUGGGCUGUCUGCAGAGCCUGUUUGAGCAACGCUACAUGUACAUGUGCCUUGUUCUGGGGAUGAGGCUCAGAACUGCAGUAACAGGGCUCGUGUACAGGAAGAUCCUGGUUAUGUCAAAUGCCUCAAGGAAAGCAGCAACCACAGGUGAAAUUGUUAAUCUGGUCUCUGUUGAUGUGCAGAAGCUAAUGGAUCUGAUUGUCUAUUUUAAUGGGACCUGGCUGGCUCCUAUUCGGAUUAUCAUCUGCUUUGUCUUCUUGUGGCAGCUUCUAGGGCCAUCUGCCUUGACUGCAGUUGCUGUAUUUCUUUUUCUUUUGCCUCUGAAUUUUGUGAUCACCAAGAAGAGGAGUCAGUUUCAGGAAACCCAGAUGAAACAUAAGGAUGAGAGGGCCAAACUCACCAAUGCCAUUCUCAGUAACAUUAAAGUAAUCAAACUGUAUGGCUGGGAGAAAACAUUCAUGGAGAAAGUGCUUGGAAUCCGAAAGCAAGAACUUCAGGCCUUAAAAAGAUCUCAGAUCCUCUUCUCAGCAUCCCUAGUUUCUUUCCAUUCAUCAACUUUCCUGAUCACAUUUGUCAUGUUUGCUGUGUACACCCUGGUGGACAACACACACGUGCUGGAUGCUGAGAAGGCCUUUGUGUCCUUAACACUGAUCAACAUCCUCAACACUGCCCACUCCUUCCUGCCCUUCUCCAUCAAUGCUGCUGUCCAGGCCAAAGUUUCCUUAAACCGCUUAGCAGCUUUUCUGAAUCUGGAAGAACUGAAUCCUGCGAGCCCAAGCAGAAACACUUGUGGCUCUGUACAGGCAAGUAUCACCAUAAGAAAUGGGACUUUUUGCUGGAGCAAAGAAACUUCUCCUUGUCUUAGAAGCAUAGAGCUCAGCGUGCCCCAGGGCUCCCUGCUGGCCGUGGUUGGGCAGGUGGGUGCAGGCAAGUCCUCCCUGCUGGCAGCGGUGCUGGGCGAGCUGCAGGCCACCGACGGCUGUGUCAUCAUGAAGGACACUGCAGCUUAUGUCCCCCAGCAAGCUUGGGUCCUAAAUGCUUCAGUGGAAGAUAAUAUUCUGUUUGGGAAAGAGAUGGAUGAAACGUGGUUCAAUAGAGUGACAGAGGCUUGUGCACUGCACCCUGAUUUGGAGACCUUUCCUGCAGGGCAGAAGAGUGAAAUAGGAGAAAAGGGAAUCAAUCUGUCUGGAGGGCAGAGGCAGAGGGUGACCCUGGCUCGGGCCGUGUACCAGAAGGCCUCGCUGUACCUGCUGGACGAUCCGCUGUCCGCUGUCGAUGCCCACGUUGGGCAGCACAUUUUUGAACAUGUCCUUGGGCCCAGGGGUUUACUGAAGGACAAGCAGACUCGUGUGCUGGUGACUCACACAAUUAACAUUUUGCCUCAAGUGGACAACAUUGUUUUUCUGGUGGAUGGAAUGAUCUCAGAAACUGGUUCCUACCAAGAACUUCUACAGAGAAAUGGGGCCUUUGCAGAGUUUCUUCGUUCACAUGUUACUGCAGAAGAGAAGCCACGUGCUGGUUUUCCAGCUAUGGGAGACACCAAAGGCACUGUCACCACUGGAAAUGGCUCAUCUCAGGAGAAACCCCUCAGUGGUGAUUCAGUAAAGUCUGCUGUGGGAAGGGGAACCAUUCCUGUGAGCCAAGACUGUACCAGUGCUGCAGGCACCAGGGGAGGAUUAACCAAGGCAGAGACAACCCAGCACGGCAGGGUGGGUGCUGGGGUGUAUGGAGCCUACCUGCAGGCAGCAGGCCGUGCCCUGUGUGUGUACAUUGUCGUGUCCUUCGCGUGCCAGCAGGCCGUGGCCUUCUCGCGGGGCCACUGGCUCAGCCUGUGGGCAGAGGACCCUGUGCUCAAUGGGACCCAGCAGCACACACAGCUCCGAGUUGGAGUCUUCGCUGCUCUAGGAGCGGCACAAGCCCUUGGCAGGUUUGCCUGCACAGCAGCAGUGCUGCUGGGGGGUGUCCUGGCCUCACACCAGCUCUUCCUGCAGCUGCUGAGCAGUGUCAUGAGAUCCCCAAUGCUCUUCUUUGAGCAAACACCUGUGGGACACCUGCUGAACCGCUUCUCCAAAGACAUGGAUGCUGUUGAUUCUGUCAUCCCUGACAAGCUGAAGUCUGUUCUGGGAUUCUUGUUCAACUUACUGGAGAUCUACCUGGUGAUUGUGGUGGCUACACCGUGGGCAGCACUGGCCAUAGUGCCCUUGACUGUUCUUUAUGCAGCAUUUCAGCACUUCUAUGUCACCACCUCCUGCCAGCUGAGGCGCAUGGAGGCAGCCAGCAGGUCACCCAUCUACUCCCACAUCUCAGAAACCUUCCAGGGCAGCAGUGUGAUCCGUGCUCACAAGGACCAGCAGAGGUUUAUUUCAAAGAGCAAUUUCCUAGUGGAUGAGAACCAGCGGAUUUGCUUCUCUGGAGCUGUUGCUGACAGGUGGCUUGCCACAAACCUGGAGUUCCUGGGCAAUGGCAUCGUGCUGUUUGCAGCCCUGUUUGCAGCCAUGGCCAGGACACAGCUCAGUCCAGGAACUGCUGGCUUCUCCCUCUCCUCUGCUCUCCAGAUCACUGGUGUUCUGAACUGGAUGGUUCGCUCCUGGACAGACGUAGAGAACAACAUUGUUUCUGUGGAGAGAGUGAGAGAAUACCUGAGGACUCCUAAGGAGGCACCCUGGACUCUGAAUGGCAAACUUCAGGGGCAAGUUUGGCCCACUGAGGGAAGGAUUGAAUUUAGAAACUACAGCCUGUGCUACAGGCCAGGCCUGGAGUUAGCACUGAGGCGUGUCAGUGUGACCAUCAACGGGCACGAGAAGAUUGGCAUCACUGGCAGAACAGGGGCUGGGAAAUCCAGCCUUGCAGUGGGGCUGCUGCGACUGGUGGAGGCUGCAGAAGGAGCCAUCCUCAUUGAUGGACAGGAUAUUGCCCAGCUAGGUCUCCACGACCUCAGAACCAACAUCACUGUCAUUCCCCAGGAUCCAGUUUUGUUUUCUGGCUCCCUAAGAAUGAAUCUCGACCCAUUAAACCAAUACACUGAUGCAGACAUCUGGACAGCUUUGGAACUGACUCAGCUCAAGAACUUUGUUGCAGAUUUGCCAGAGCAGCUGGAAUAUAAAUGCACUGACCAAGGGGAGAACCUAAGCACUGGUCAGAAACAGCUGCUUUGCCUGGCCAGAGCAGUCCUGCAGAAAGCCAAAAUCCUCAUUCUGGAUGAAGCCACAGCAGCAGUGGAUUUAGAAACUGAUGCCCAGAUUCAGUCCAUGCUGAGGACUCAGUUCAGAGACAGCACGGUGCUGACCAUCGCUCACAGGGUGAGCACAGUCCUGGACUGUGACAGGAUUUUAGUCCUGGAAAAUGGCCGGAUAGCAGAGUUUGAUACUCCAGAACACUUAAUAGCUCAGAAGGGACUAUUCUACAGACUGAUGGAAGAAUCAGGCCUUGCAUGACUCACGAGUAUCCCAUAGCACCACCAUCAUCAGAAGUAAUUGACCUCAUAAUUGAGUUAUUUUGGUUUCUCUCUAAAAUGGCUGACUCAACCAAAGCUUGCCAGAACUGCAGCGAGAAGAUGCAAAGGGGUAACUUGGGAUACACAUUAUUUCUAUAGGAAACUCAGCAAUUCCACUCUCCUUAUGCUUCCAGAUACCAAAACCUCACUUGACAGCUGAAAAUGAGCCAGUCACAACUUACUUUUCUGGUAUAAAAGCAAACAAGCCAAAGAGAAAGACGACAGCAUUCCCAGUUUAUACUGUAAACAGAGUCCAAAUAUCCAUCAUACCUCAAGAUUUCACAGAUUAUUUUUAAAAGCAAAGAAUAUCUUAUGGAGAGCAAGGCAGAAUUUAACUGGUAGCAAGAAAACUUAGCUGUUUUCAGUUGAUCUGAAGCUCCAGGCAGAAUAAGUGUUGUAUUUUGUCAAUGUCCUAAGGACUGCUCACCCGGGCACUGUUGUUACACAGCUGUGGACUCCAAGGCAGCAGCUGGAGCUCACCAUCCAAAGGGCACAAACACUGGGGCAGGAGGAAGAGGAGGCAGGAUGCCACUCAGCAGGAGAGCCCGGCUGGGGAUCAGAUCCCUGCUCCAGCAGGAGCCCAGCAGUGCAGGACAGGAACGUGGCUGGCAGUGGCAGCAGAGCAUCCAUCACUCCUUCCACCCAGGGCCUGGGGCAUUCCCACUGCCACGUGCAGGUGCUCACAGCAGGGCACGUCCAAACAUUGACACCAUUUCCAAUUCGAAUUUGGCCACGAGGAAUUGGCAGGGUUGGAAGUGCCCUCCUCUCUGACCCCUGCAGCACACGAGGAAAGCAGCAGGAUCUCACCUGUUGUCCUGAUGGUUCAUUCCUGGUUUUCUCCUUGAGUGCAAGCUGACUCUUGCAUGUGCCACCCUGGUGCUGCAGAGCCUCUGGCAUGGUCUCCUGUCAGAUGUAGCUUUGACAAACCAAAACAGAAGCAGAACCUUGGGCUUCCCACAGUGUCUGCAGCCAGAGCUGUCCCCAGGUCUCUCCUCAGGAAUCACAGGAUAACAGUGACAGACAAACACACUCUGUGAGAUACUGCUCUUUACUGUGACUUUUGUUAAACCAUCCCUAUUUUUCUAGAGAGCUGAAAUAAAAAUAGAAUCGACUGUUGAAAUGGAUCUCUUCAGUAAACUAAAGCAAAUAGGAAAGGGGCAAGGGGGAGGGAAUGGGAGAGUUCCUGCUGCAAGAAUCAACCCAGACUGGCAAAACCCAGCAGUUCAUUCUCCAACAGCUGCUCAGUGGCUGCUCCACCCAAAUCAAGAACAGUUUCUGCUGGGGAAGUGCCUAAGAUAUUUAGGUCCAGUGCCUGCUGCCACACUGGUGCUCAGGUACCAGGAAAGAACUUUUUUCUCUCUACUUUCUCCAGAUCUCAUACGCGAGGGCACAGACAAAACAAUUCCAAAACCAGAUACAAGUUAGGAGUGGUCCACAAAGGUUUAUCAAUGGAUCUCAAAACCUGAAGCAUUUAGAAAAACUGAGAUAAAAGUUAGGUAUUUUUCCUUUUUAACUGAGGCCAAAGAAGAACAGAAUUGCCCAUGUUGCUGGGCAAUUCUGAAACAGACAUCUUUGAGCAUUCCAUAAUCUCCAAUAUAAACAUCUUCAAAUGUUCGUUUUCUGUUCCUAAGUUGGUAAUGAAGAGGGAAGGCAACAGGAGACAAUAAUGAAAACAGUUUUGCACUGGUGACCUUUGAAAGGGCACAUUUUUGCUGUCAGCUAACCCAAACUAAGAGCAAGCAAAAAUACCAUCAGCUUUCACACAUCAAGUUGUGCUGGAAAGGCAAAAGAAAAGCAACUCCCAAAAUUACAUAUGAAAAACCUGCCACGUUCCAGAUGUGCUGGAGUGUCCAGAGAUAUGUCCAAGUACUGUGAUGAAUCUGAAGCUCAAGUCUCACAGGAGUUAUCUGGAAGUUGGUUGAAGCAAAAUAAAUAAAGGAGUUAACACUUGGAGAUAUCAUGAGGGAAAGAAAUGCUACCUUAAAAAAAUCCUUGCCCUAUGAUUCCAAGUUUAAGGCAAUACUGAAACUGCUGAAGCCAGAAAAUAAAUCAAAUGUGUCAUGCAUUGAUUUACACCAAGUUCAUGCCAAACACACUGUGCAAGUGGCACUCCCAGUCCCCAGAUGGUCACAAGAUGCACAGGAAUGCCAAAAUGUUAGAGGUGUCAGUGACCCAAAGCACAGUUGUUCCUGUUGUCACAAUGUGAAAGGAUCUUCGUGUGGGUCACGACUGCAAACACUUUCACAAGUAGCUCUGUUCACACACAUGAAAUAGAGUGGUUGUUGCAGGUCUUAAUAAUUCUGAGCUGGUUUUUUGGCAGAAUCAGCUUUUCCAGAUGUGAGAAUCUUCCAUGUUGCAGUAAAUAAUGUCAGCCAAGAUACAUCAACGUGCACUGAAAUCAGAUACAGUGAAUUCAGCUGUACAGCAGCUCCUCUCCCUUUCCUUGCCAGGGCUCUCCUAGGAUGGGGUGGAAGGGGAGGAUGCAAAGUGUUCCUGGAGGAUGACUGAUCCCGAGCAGGAAAGGUGUCUCUGGUAUUCACAGUUCCUCCCCUGGGUCUCUGCAGGGAGCUCCAUCUCCACCUCAGUGUACAUCACCAGCCACAGGCCCCCUGCUCUGCCCUGCACUCUGUUCCUAUAAACCACGUGCUCUCCAAGCAUCCUCCACCCUUCUGGCCAUCACAGUGCUGCACAAGGGUUUGGGGAUUUGAAAAAACUCACAGCUCAUCCCCAAACUCCCUUACUAGCUCCUGCUCGUUCCAUUUCCACAGAGAACAUUCCCAGCAAGCUCAGGAUGUGGCAGACACAGGCCAUGGACACCACUGGGGGUGACAAAGGUGCCCAGCACUGUGACUCCUGCUCUGCUGACCCAUCACUGUGACCUGCUCUCCUCAGCAAACCACAAAACAAUCCAACUUUAUCACAGCAGUUAUCUACACUCAAGGCUUCUU